Molecule: messenger RNA, 1524 nt
Organism: Trichoderma aggressivum f. europaeum
Lineage: Eukaryota; Fungi; Ascomycota; Sordariomycetes; Hypocreales; Hypocreaceae
Exons: 2
Coding region: 1-1524 (507 amino acids)
Source: RefSeq, a predicted model, not a curated record
AUGGGUUUGACCUACUACGAAAUCGACCCCAGUGGGGAUACGCUUCUCAUCCUCCAGAAUGCAAACGCACCAUUUGCAGUUCUUCCUUCAACAGGGCCUCAAGAAACACGGGGAGCGUCGGGCUCAACUCCAGAUGACAGCACAGCAGGCAAGGCACAGGACGCAGACAGCAAGCCGAAAGAAGAAAGCAGCAAGCCAAACGACGCAGACAGCAAGCCGACAGUGCAAAUGCGCCUCUCGUCGAAGCAUCUCACAUUAGCAUCCAAGUAUUUCCAGAAACUGACCGCCAAUAACUGGAAAGAGUCCAAGGAGGCCACGCCCGAGUUUAGCUAUUCGUACGUGAUCAAUGCGAAUGACUGGGACGAAAAGGCGCUGCUGCUUUUGAUGAACAUCAUCCACGGGCGGACCUCAAAGGUUCCUCGGUAUAUCGACCUCGAGUUGCUCGCCAAGAUGGCCGUUUUGGUCGAUUACUACCAAUGCCACGAAGUCGUCGCCUUCUUCUCACAGACGUGGCUGAGCUCCAUAUUCAUCGUCAUUCCGAGAAAGGGAGAGAGAGACUUUAUGCUCAGGCUUGUCGUAUGCUUGGUGUUUUCGGAAACAUUCAACUUUCAGCUAUUGACAAGGAUGAUUAUAUGGGGGAGCACCGGGCCGAUCGAUUCGCUUGGCCUACCAAUUAAACAAGAUAUCAUAGACGCACUCAACGACUCACGGGAGUAUGCGAUUGAGACCGUUGUAGCCGAAUUCUUGAAAUUGAGGCAACGCCUGUGCGAGGAUCAAAUGUGCUCGUUCGAAUGCUCCUCCAUACGCUUGGGCGCCCUCCUCAAGGCCAUGUCCAAGAUGGGACUCGCGGAUCCUAUCCCAACCAGCCCAUACCCUGGCCACAGCUUGUUGGCCCUCGAACAAGCCAUCCGCGACAUCAAGGAGCCAACCUGGAAGACGAACUGCCCGGAGAGUUCUGCGGCCCCAAAGGAAUCUACAAAUACGGCUACGAAGCCUGCAACAGGACAGUCCGGCAAUGGUUCUGAUGGUAACCCUUUCCCAAGCACAAAGAGUCCUCCCGCUCAAGCCGCCACCGGUCCAAGAUUUGGGUUCCCUUCUACAUCAUCUGGGGGUCUGUUUGGCAAUACCACUUCCGUCCCGACUGGGGGAUCUGGAGCAACUGCUUCAUUGGGGGGUCUGUUUGGCAGUGGUAAUACUGCUCCGACUGGGGGCUCGGGUUUAUUUGGUAAUAACGCCAAUGCUGCUCCAACUGGUGGUCUAUUUGGCAGUGCCACCACCGCUCCGUCGGGGGGAUUUGGCACAACUGCUUCAUCAGGAAGCCUCUUUGGCGCAACUGUUCCAUCGGGGAGUCUCUUUGGUAAAUCUACUCCACCAGGAGGCCUCUUUGGUAAACCCGAUACCGAAGACAAAACUAAAGUGCCUCCUCCUCGCUGCAGUCUUGCUGCCAAAACCGGCCCAAUCAUUGAAGAGCUACUUAAAACGUUCAACGGUCUAGAUCUCUACGACUUUGUCAAGCAAGAGUGA